AAUAAACCCAAGUUUUUUGCAUUGUUGAUCUUUUUUUUUUUCUUUUCCAUAAUUUUUUUUGAUUAUUUUUUGAUUGUCAUCCUAUAGAAAAUGGCUACAGUACAAAGAGAUGUUUAUAACCCUCUUCUAUUUGAGAUUGCUUGGGAAGUAGCCAACAAGGUUGGUGGUAUCUACACUGUGAUCAAGACCAAAGUACCUGUCACUGUUCGUGAGUUUGGUGAUCGUUAUACUCUUAUUGGUCCAUUAUCGUACAAGUCAGCACCGAUGGAGGUCGAAGCAUGUGAACCGGAAAACCCAAAGAUGCGAGAAGUACUCGAGUCAAUGGCUAAUCACGGAGUGAAAUAUCUUUAUGGUCGCUGGUUAGUAGAAGGAUCUCCCUAUGUACUUUUAUUCGAUACAGGUAGUGUCACGCACAAAUUGGAUGAAUGGAAGGGUGAUCUUUGGCGUUCAGCUGGUAUUCCUUCUCCUCCCUCUGAUACCGAGACAAACGAUGCCAUUCUCUUUGGUUACUUGGUUACUUGGUUUUUAGGUGAAUUCACUCCCAAGUACAACCAACCUGGAGACCCUGCUAUUAUUUGUCAUUUCCACGAAUGGUUAGCUGGUGUUGCAAUUCCUUUGAUCAAGAAGCGUCAUCUUGACGUCUGCACUAUUUUCACCACGCACGCUACUCUUUUAGGCCGUUAUCUUUGUGCGGGUUCUGUAGACUUCUAUAACAAUCUUUCGACUUUUGAUGUGGAUGAAGAAGCAGGUAAACGUGGUAUUUAUCACCGUUAUUGUAUUGAACGUUCUGCUUCUCAUUGUGCCGAUGUCUUUACUACUGUUUCUCAUAUCACUGCCUAUGAAUCUGAGCAUCUGCUGAAACGUAAACCAGAUGGUGUUUUACCUAAUGGUUUAAAUGUGGUGAAAUUCUCGGCUAUGCAUGAGUUUCAAAACCUUCAUGCGAUGGCUAAAGAGAAAAUCAAUGAUUUUGUUCGAGGUCAUUUCUAUGGUCACUAUGACUUUGAUCUUGAUAACACUAUUUAUCUCUUCACAGCAGGUCGCUAUGAAUACCGUAAUAAAGGUGUUGAUAUGUUUGUCGAAUCCCUAUCUCGUUUAAAUGCCCGUCUCAAGUCUUCUGGAUCCAAGAUGACUGUGGUUGCAUUCUUGAUUAUGCCUACACCUACACAUUCAUUCAAUGUAGAAGCAUUGAAAGGACAAGCUGUGACGCGACAAUUACGUGCGACGGUAAGUGAGAUUCAAGACCGAGUGGGUAAAGCGAUUUACGAGAACGCACUUCGUAUUGAGGACAUCAAUCCUGCAAGUUUCCUCUCUGAUGCUGAUAAGGUGCUUUUGAAGCGACGAGUGUUUGCAUUAAAGCGUACGACGCUGCCACCUAUUGUGACGCAUAACAUUGUGGAUGAUAACAAGGAUCCUGUAUUGAACCAAUUACGUCGACUUAACAUGUUUAAUAACUCUGAUGAUAGAGUUAAGAUUGUGUUCCACCCAGAAUUUUUGAAUGCCAACAAUCCUCUUAUUGGUAUGGAUUAUGAAGAGUUUGUGCGUGGAUGUCAUUUAGGCGUGUUCCCAUCUUAUUACGAACCCUGGGGUUACACACCAGCCGAAUGUACGGUCAUGGGAGUACCAUCCAUCACGACGAAUCUUUCCGGUUUCGGCUGUUUCAUGGAGGAGAAUAUUGAGAACUGUGAUGAUUAUGGUAUUUAUAUUACGGAUCGUCGCACGAAAUCAGUGGAAGAAUCACUUCAACAAUUAUGUGAUCAAAUGUAUCAAUUUGUCCAAAAGACGCGUCGUCAACGUAUUAAUCAACGUAACCGUACCGAGCGUUUAUCGGAUCUUUUAGAUUGGAAGCGCAUGGGUCUGGAAUACAUUAAAGCACGUCAAUUAGCUCUCCGUCGUGCUUACCCAGAUAGUUUUAUUGAUGACGAAGAAGAUUUAAUUGCGGAUAUUCCUAUCAAGAUCCCCAAGCCCUUGUCUGCUCCUGCCUCUCCUCGCAUCCGAAUGGAAGUCAAUAGUCUUUUCAAUGACGAUGAAGAAGAGGAAGACUUUUUGUUUCCCGCUCUUCGUAAGCGGUCCCAAAACCAAACAAGAGAGCAAGAACUCUUGAGUGAAGGUGAUAUUGAAGCCUUUAAUAAGUUGACUCUCGAAAACAAGGCUGCUCACUAAGCUCAUACUUUUGCCCAAACCAAAAAAAAAAAAAAGCUUGUUUUUUAUUUUUUCUUACCCCUUCUCUU
Molecule: messenger RNA, 2228 nt
Organism: Mucor mucedo
Lineage: Eukaryota; Fungi; Mucoromycota; Mucoromycetes; Mucorales; Mucoraceae
Product: glycogen synthase
Exons: 5
Coding region: 91-2160 (689 amino acids)
Biological process (GO): glycogen biosynthetic process
Cellular component (GO): cytoplasm
Molecular function (GO): alpha-1,4-glucan glucosyltransferase (UDP-glucose donor) activity
Source: RefSeq, a predicted model, not a curated record